This is a messenger RNA of Strongylocentrotus purpuratus (purple sea urchin), 368 nucleotides long. RefSeq lists its product as uncharacterized. The coding region runs from base 27 to 368 and encodes 113 amino acids. The transcript has 2 exons. Lineage: Eukaryota; Metazoa; Echinodermata; Echinoidea; Camarodonta; Strongylocentrotidae. The record is from RefSeq and is a predicted model, not a curated record.
UUAAUUUUGUUUCUUCAUUCUAGGAAAUGGUGAAACGCAGGCCGAAUUUGACAGAUCGGGAUGUCCGCUGCCUGGCAGACUACGUGAAAAAGAACCGGCAAGCUUUGUUCGGCAAAGCGGGGAACUGUGUGGAAAAGAUCAAAAAACGAAAAGAGGAUGCAUGGGCCCUAGGGCUCGUAUCCCUAGAGGCCCAGGGACUCCAACCAGGUAGAACAGUAAAGGACUUGCGUCUUACCUGGAAUGAAAUGGCGGCUAAGGCCCGAAAGUACCGGGACGCAAAGAACAAGACAGGUAAAUUAAGCUGUCUUUAUUGUGUAACAGAUAAAACUGUAAAAGGUACCUUUCUUUCAUACUCCUUCCACAUGUAA